Messenger RNA from Cercopithifilaria johnstoni, 3219 nucleotides. The record is from the annotation of a GenBank genome assembly. Lineage: Eukaryota; Metazoa; Nematoda; Chromadorea; Rhabditida; Onchocercidae.
AUGAGUGAAAUGGAAUGUUCACCGAGCAGCCGUCUUCAGUCCAUAUCACCUCACAUCUGUAAUAAUGGUACCAGAUCACCACGCCGGAAAAGCAAAUCACCUCAGCCACUUGAUAACAGUACGGAAAGGUGUGACAACUGUUCGCCACAAGCUAAUGUAAUCAGAGAUUCGAGACCUGACAUCAUUGCUUGGCCAACACCACCCAAUGUACAAAGUGGAAAUAGCAACAAUAAUCAGGGAAAUAGUUCGGAGGAAUCUACAAAGCUAUUCUCCAUCCUCAAAGUGGCUUCUUCAACUGCACCUCGAGGGAGAGAAAGCGAACUGAAGAAGAAAAUACAGACCUUAGAAGAUACAGUUGCCGAAUAUGAGCGACAGAAAUAUAAUGUUAUGGGUACAUUUAGCGAAUAUAGAGAACGCGUAGCAGAACGAGAACGAAAACUGGAAGCAGAAUAUUCUAGCAGAAUUAUAGCUCUCAGUGAAGAAGUUCUUGGAGCUAAAAAGGAUUUUGAAGCUCGGAUGAAAAGCUUUCAAGCUUUACAAGACAAAUUUGAGCGAGAAAAAGAACAAGCGCUCGAAAAAUUACGCCAGGAGCAUCAGAAGGAAAUUCAGUUACUGGAACAACGUUUUUCCGAGUCACAGUUACUCAAUCUGGAACAGAAAUAUAUGAUUGAAAUUCAACGACUGGAAGAAGAACGAAAAAGCUUAAAAGCUGAAAAGGAGCGACUAGGAGAGACAUUUGAAAUGAAGCUUCGAAGAGCACAAAGUUUAUACGAGACAGAAUUAACAGCAGCUAAAAUGCUGUAUUCAAAAGAACUUGAAGCGUUACGAGAUCAUGAAGAAGCGCUCAAGGACGAACUUUUAGCACGGCAAGAUGAAUUCCACGAUCGUCUUCAAGAGUUACAAGAUCAGACAAAACGAAGUAGAGAAGAACUUGCAACAUGUAAAAAUGAAGUAACAGCACUGGAAAAACGAUUACUAGUAAAGGAAGCAGAAGUUGUGGCAAUUUCCAAAGAGCUUGAGGAAGCUCGCAACGAAACAAACGAUUCAUUGAGAAAACUUUCGCAAGUAGAAAUCGAAUUACAGGAAGCCAAACAACAAUAUCGACAACAGGAAGAGGAAUUACAACGCAAAUCCAAUUUACUCAAUAUUGUGGAAACAGCAAAAAGUAAACUGGAAGCAUUCAUUCGUGAUUUACAAGCUGAAGUAAAAGCAUUGAAAAACAAAGUUGAAUUUUUGGAGAAAGAGCGAGAAAAUUUGCAAAGUCAAAGCGAAAGUCAAACGAAAUUGCAGAAUUCACAAGUAAAUGCACUUGAAGCGGUUCUCGAAUCAGUGACAAAAGAAAAAGAAUCUACAAAGGAUCACUAUGAAAGCCUCUUAGAAAAAGAACGUCAACAAGCAGAAGAGCGCGAAUACGCAAUGAAAAAAGAAUUCAGUUCGAAAUUAAAUGAGCUCGAAUCGCAGUACAACAGCUUAAAGGAUCAUCUGGAACAUAAUACAAAGCGAAAUGUAGAGCAGGAAAUAUCCGAUGUUAAGGAAGAAAACCGUUCGUUAUUGACGGAAGUGGAUACAUUGAAGCAUGAGCUUGAUCUAUUGGUAGAAAGUAAUGAUGAUAACAAUAAUGGAACAGUCAGAAAAAUUAAGCAAUUAAUUGAUGAAAGCGACCAAAUGAAAAAAGAAGUGGAAAAAUACAAAGAACUAUUGAAUAAGAAAGAAACGGAAAUAAAAAAAUUGGAGCAGCUUGAGCGACAACGUAUUGUGACUGAUGAAAUUUCAGUUAUCAAAGGUGAAAUUGGAUUCCAAUUAAUGAAUUCAGAGGGAUAUUUGAGAAGGGAAGAGGAAGUGACGAUGUUAAAAAGUGAGAUUGCUAAACUCUUAGCUGAACGAGAGAACGUGGCAAUUUUAAAUGAAAAUUUAAUGAAAUUGAAGUCUGAAAAUGAAGAAUUAAUAAAUAGGCUGAAGGAUUCGAGUGUUCAAGAUCUAAGCGAUAUUAGAAACAUUGAGCAGAUGAGAUCCAAUGUGGAGCAGAAAAUGAGUGAAGAGAUUAAUACGAAACGGCAAAGUACAGAAACCUCGGAAAUGAAUGAGAAGCUCUUGCGAGAAGAAUUUCAAGCACAGCUGGAGGAACGAGUUGAAGAAGAAACGUUAAAAGUAACGUCCAAAUAUGAAAUGGAAAUCAAAGAAGCCAAAAACAAUGCUAAUGAAAAGAAUAAAGAAUUAGAAGCAAAUAUGAAUGUGCUGAAAAAAGACUGCAGUCAAAAAGCAAAACAAAUUGCCGAUCUAUCCGAUAAAAACAAAAAAUUGACGGAUGAAAUAAAUGCGGUACAAAGUGAACUUGAAAAGAAAAACCAAGAAAUUAAGAACUUCAGCAAAAAGACGGAUGAAUAUCUCAGGAAGCGAGAAAAUCAACAAGCUCAUAUCCUUGAGAAAAAAAUUAUAAAUCUGAAUAAAGAGCACGAAAAAACGAUCGAAAUGAUGAAAAAACAUGAAACGGAACUGACAAGCAAGUAUAAGAAGCUUCAGCAACAGCUCACAACUAAGCCUGAAACUGGCACGCAUGGGAUACAAACGAAUAUUGAUGACGAAAAUGAAGCAGGAACGAGUAAAAUAAAUUUGGAAUUGAGUAAGCAAAUGCAACAGUUCCGAAAUGCACUCGGAGAAAAAGAUGCUCUCAUAUCUCAAUUGCAAAAUGCCCUCGAAAUUUUGCGAGAAUCAGAAAUAGAGAGCAGGAAAAACAGAUCGAAUAGUUUCACAGCUGGCGAAGGUUCCAAAAAUCAGUCAAUUACAAGCAAUUUACAAAUUUUACUUACUGAAACGCAAGGAGAAGCUAAAGGUAGCGUGAGAAGUAGAAAUGGGCAGGAGCCUGCCAAAGGGAAGAAAAAAAAGGAAAAGGAAAAGGAAAACAGCGGAAAAGACAAAAUAAAUCAUUGCGUAACUGGUACACCAAGGCCAAAGUCACCUAACCAAUCCGCUCGACUUCAUGAACGCAGUCUUACAAAGUCAAAAUCACCGAUGGUAGAUCUAAUCAAGCAGAAAGACGACAAAAGAAGUCUGCUAAGUCCGGAUUUCGAACGGCCUUCAUUGACUGACGAGCAUAGACGAAGCUCUCCUGGGCAUCAGCCAUCAUCACGUUCCAAAAAAGAGACCGCUUCGUCAUCUGUUGGUUCGUCUAAUUCUUUGAGCAAUAAGGAUGACUUGAAGAGACCUGCUUGGAAGUUCUAA